Molecule: messenger RNA, 3060 nt
Organism: Mixia osmundae IAM 14324
Lineage: Eukaryota; Fungi; Basidiomycota; Mixiomycetes; Mixiales; Mixiaceae
Exons: 5
Coding region: 1-3060 (1019 amino acids)
Biological process (GO): intracellular potassium ion homeostasis; potassium ion import across plasma membrane
Cellular component (GO): plasma membrane
Molecular function (GO): high-affinity potassium ion transmembrane transporter activity
Source: RefSeq, a predicted model, not a curated record
AUGAGCAAGCUUGCAUCGAGAGCGACGCAGACGAUCUCGUCAGCUUGGUCAGAUGCCAAAGAACCAGGCGCAUCAUGGAUGGAAGCAGCUGCGAGUCACCUCAACUUCUAUCGGGUCCAUUUUGUCUUCUUCGUCCUCAAUCCUCUGAUGUGGUCACUCAUCAUGUAUGCAUCGAACGGGCCGAACCAUAUCAGAUAUAUCGACUGUCUGUUCAAUUGUGUAUCGGCGACAUGUGUAUGCGGUCUCAAUUCGAGUCUCUUGGGCGUCAUGACAGGCUGGCAGCAAGUCAUCUUGUUCAUACAGAUGAUCGAAGGCUCUAUCGUCACGGUCUCGAUCGUGACCAUCAUGAUCAGGCGGCAUUUCUUCCGCAAAGCCUUCAAAGAGCUCAUCAAAUUGGACGAGAAGAGCUGCAGACGAGUAGAGGACGUCGAGCAAGCGCAAAAGCGACGCCAAGGCACCUUUCUGCAUCGCGUCCUCCACCCAGGCCAUCAUCCAAGUCCAGAAGAACCUAUCAUGAUGGACAAGCCCCUCAGAGCUUCGCCAUCAUCGAGCCUGUCACCGCCUGGCGACAGUGAAACGCUCGAGAAGUCACCGAGUACAGAUCGAGCGCGAGCGAAGAAAACUCACGACGAUAUUGUUGAGAAAUUGCGGUUGCGCGAACAGGAGCGGAUGCAGCAAGCGCAGGCUGAUAAGGAACGUCGCGAGCAAGAGAAGCGCAAGAAGAAGAAGACCGGACCUGUCACCGUUGGCAUGAUCAAGCGUACUGACGAGCCACCCAAAGUCAACAUGAUGUCUGUAGGUGGAUGGCUGUCGGAUCAUCCAACGGCCGAAGGGCCCGCAGGGGAGAUUCAAGACGCGCAAGCGCUUGCACGAGAAACAUCGCAGACUGGUAAUGGGCAUGUGCCUUCCCAGCCCGUAACCGCCGACAACUCGGCCAACAUCAGCCGGGCAGCUUCUCCGGCGUUGAAUUCCGCAGACUUUGGCUCACGCGACAGAAGUGGUCAGGCGUCUCCAUUCGAUCCAUCGUCGCCUUCGUCCGGCGCGAACAAGCAGAGGCGGCGCAAUAGUGAUCCGGCUACAGCUUCUAGAACGCCGAACCUCGAAGUGCCGCGCACUAACACGAUCGCUCACUUUGCUGAAUCGCCUCAUCCGCCGCAUCAUACCCUGAACUUUGCGGAACCAAGCCAAGAGGCUUACGGCCGGCGGCAGAGCGUCUAUGAGCCCGAGCAAACGAUACGGCAGCGUCACCCGACCGCUGCGAGCCAUAAUCUCAAUCUCGAACGCACAAUGACGAGGCGCUCUCUGGCUCGCCACGAGACGAUGCCACGGUCUGUGACACGUCAAGCUACGAUGACACAAGGUUUCGGUGGCUUCCCAAAUCCCCUAGCAGAAGGUGUGCGAGUAUUGCGCAGGGCGGCAGAUCAAGCGAUCAGAAAGACCAUGACGAUGCCGCAAACGUAUUCGCGCACCGGCACUGUACAAUCGGCGCAUUCGACCGGUGCGAUAUCUGCAGCUACGACCAAUCGCAACUAUCUGUCGUUUGAUCCACAAGUCAGGCGAAACUCUCACUUUGUCAAGUUGACUGCAGCGCAAGAAGAAGAACUCGGCGGAGUCGAAUAUCGAGCUCUUUCUGUACUGCUUAAAAUCGUCAUUGGCUACUAUCUCGGUGUUCACUUGAUAGCAUGCCUUAUCCUGGCACCUUAUCUCACUUAUGGCGCGCCUCAGUACGCCUCAAAUUUCACUCAGACCGGCGGCUAUACCUCACCUGUUUGGUACAUCUUUUUCAACGUAUGGUCUGCCUUCAGCAAUACGGGCAUGUCACUCCUCGAUUCCAGUCUCACACUCUUCCAGGAUGCCUAUCUAUUGCUAAUUGUCACGAUCUUCCUCAUCCUGGCAGGCAACACUGCUUUCCCUGUGUUUCUCCGAUUAACGAUCUGGAUACUCGCAAAGUGCUCGCCAAGGCAAUCACGUUACAGAGAGACGCUCGACUUUAUCCUCGAUCACCCUCGACGGUGCUAUAUCUAUCUAUUUCCGACGUACCAAACUAUUUACCUCGCCGUCGUCGUAUUGCUGCUCACCUGCAUCGACUGGCUGUCUUUCCUCGUGCUCGACAUUGGUAAUGACUAUCUCGGCGCCAUCCCACUGCAUACGCGUGUUAUCGAUGGUCUGCUCCAAUCUGCUGCGGUCAGAGCGGCAGGCUUUCAGGUUGUCAAUCUAGCCGCAACAGCGCCAGCUGUCCAGCUUCUCUAUGUGAUCAUGAUGUACGUCGCUGUGUACCCGAUUGCGUUGUCGAUCCGAGCCACGAACGUCUAUGAAGACAAGGCUCUGGGCAUCUACGACGACGACGAUGACGAGUCUGAGGUCGAUGCAGAGUUCGAGCAGAAGAAGGACACCAAAGGCUAUCUCGCUUAUCACGCCCGACGUCAGCUUGCUUUCGAUCUGUGGUACGUUGUACUGGCAGCUUGGCUUAUCUGCAUCAUCGAGAAACACAACAUUCAGAAUGUAGACCUGCCUUGGUUCUCUAUCUUCUCGAUCAUCUUCGAGAUUGUCUCUGCAUACGGUACUGUCGGUCUAUCACUCGGAUCGCCCGUGCUAGGCACAUCGCUCUCGGGUUCAUUCAGUCAGCUAUCUAAGAUCAUCAUCUGCAUGGUCAUCAUUCGUGGCAGACACCGAGGCCUGCCGAUCGCGAUAGAUCGUUCGAUCAUGCUGCCCAAUGCGCUCGACAUGCAAGCCAAAUCAGAUGCAGAAGGCGCUAGUCUCCACCGAACAAAGUCAUGGAGGCGUGCAUCGCUCGUGCCUGAGCUCACGAGCGAUUCGCGCACACGCCAAGACAGCAUGCCCGGUGAACAUGUGUAUCCGCCGACAUUCUCUGAUCAGGGCGGCAUUGUCGAGGAUGAGAAGACACAGAGACAGCGACAGCAGAGCGUUCCUGCUACAGGUAUCUCGUUUGCAAAUCCUCACGCAGCACGAGAUGCAAGAACACUCCAGAACGGCAAGGAUCAGUCAUCAAGUGAAUCCAGUGGGUCAGGGCUAAGUGUAGAGGAGAAAGCAAGUUUGUAA